Durio zibethinus is the source of this 3514-nucleotide messenger RNA. The record is from RefSeq and is a predicted model, not a curated record. Lineage: Eukaryota; Viridiplantae; Streptophyta; Magnoliopsida; Malvales; Malvaceae.
UUUUUCUAAAUUAUGUCAGCCACUUUCAAGAGAGAGUGAUUUUAGUGACUAAUUUAUUCAAGUUUCAAUUCCAAGAACAGUAGAAUUCACCACCGAUAGGAGAAAAAGAAAGAGACUAACACUCCUUUUGGUAAGAAGGAAAGGAAGAGGGAAUUUUCUUUUCCUUUCCCUUUUCUUUCUUUCCUACAAAACAGAGUGUAAACGAGGACCUUGACUUGCCAACGUUUCCUUGACUUGAUUUCCUUACUGCACUGUCAAUAUAUAUUGUUUUUGAAUAAAAAAUAAUAAACCAAAUUAUAAUAUUUAACAAAAUAUUCUGUAGACAAAUUUUAAUCAAUUUAUAUUCAAGAGCCAUUUUAUAGGGAUGACUGUUAUUGCUUUACUCCUUGAUUGUCUAUAUAUAUUAAGUUCGAUGCAAGGCUUAUUAUUAUAUAUUUAGAGGUAGCAGUUGAGAGAGAACUGAAAAUAUAGAGAUAUAAUAGAGAAGGAGAUGAUGGAACCCAAAUGGUUGUGGUUGAGUGUGUUGUUGUUGUUGUUAGAAGGAUGCAGAUGGUAUAGUACUGAUGCGUGUUGGGAGGAUGAGAGGAUUGCUCUCUUGCAACUCAAACCUUUCUUCAACCAUUAUAAAGAUCUGAACCGCUGGGUGGAGGACAAGGGUUCAGAUUGCUGCCAAUGGGAAAGGGUCGAAUGCAACAUCUCCUCCUCCUCCUCCUUCGGGCGAGUCAUAGGACUCUUUCUUUAUGAUACAAGACGGUCCUACAAUGAAAGAUGGUAUCUGAAUGCCUCUUUGUUUCUUCCUUUCAAGGAAUUGAAGCUUCUUCAUUUGGACGGGAAUAGCAUCGCUGGUUUUGUUGAAAAUGAAGGUCCCUUUUGUCCUUUCAUUGCUAAUUCGCAAUAUGAAAAUUCAUUCAUAACUUUUCAUUUUUAUAAUUUCAUAUUUAAUUCUAUUAUUCUUUUAUCUCUCAAGGAUUUAUAUCUAGCAGGAAACUUGUUCACUGGAUCCAGUCAUGCAAACGGAAAGGAGAUACAACUAAGGAUGACCAAUUUGGAGGUUCUUGAUUUAAGUAAUAAUCUCUUCAAGAACGACACUUUUGCAAUCCUUUCUGGCCUUCCAAGUCUAAAGUCCCUGUAUAUGGGGAACAACCAAUUGCAAGGCUCAAUAGAUAUUAAAGAUAGUGGGAGACAGCUGAACUUAACCCAUUUAGAAGAAUUUGAUUUGAGUGAUAAUCUCAUUAAGGACAGCAUAUUUGCAUCACUUAGCGGGCUUUCAAAUUUGAAGUAUUUGCAUAUAAGCUCCAAUCAGUUAAAUGGAUCAAUAGAUAUGAAAGUUUCAGGUUGGUGUGAUUUAAAGAACCUUGAAAAGUUGGACAUCAAAGAGAAUGCAUUUGAGGGGAUACUUCCUUAUUGUUUGGGUAACUUGACAUCUCUUCUUGAGUUAGAUAUCUCCGACAAUCAAUUUACUGGAAAUUUGACUCAUUUAGCAAAUCUUUCAUCACUUAGAUCUGUCACCCUUUCAAGAAAUCGUUGUCAAAUUUCAAUGCCAUUCCUAUCACUUGCAAACCUUCCAAAUCUCAAGUUUCUCUUGGCUGAUGAAAACAAUAUAGUAAUGGAACCUAAUUCCUUUCAUACUUCAAUUCCAAAGUUUCAACUAAAUGUUUUUAGCUUGUCAAAGUGUACAACAGAUAAAGGACUUAGCCUACAACCUCCUAAGUUCCUUUAUUACCAAUAUGACUUGGGAUAUGUUGAUCUUUCCUAUAACUAUUUCAGUGAAACAGUCCCGUUAUGGUUGUUAGAAAAUAACACAAAAUUAGAAAAUCUCUUCUUGUUGGGCAAUUCUUUCAUCGGUCCUCUCUUGUUACCACAACUUCCUAAUCCUAAAGUGUCUGUAAUUGACAUAUCUAAUAACAAAUUACAAGGCCAAAUUCCGACAAAUAUAUGUUCAACUUUUCCAAAUUUGGAAUGGUUAUUGUUAUCUAAGAAUGCCUUUGAAGGUAAUAUCCCUCCUUGUUUAAGUGGCAUGGACACUUUAUCAUUUUUAGACCUAUCGGACAAUCAUUUGUCUGGAAGAUUACCAGAAGAGUUGAUCAUGGGAAGUUCAUUAGAUAUUCUUAGGCUAUCAAAUAACAACCUAAGUGGAAAGAUUGUUCCUAUGAUGUUCAACACAAGCAAGUUGUCAAAUUUGUAUUUGGAUGGCAAUAAUUUUACCGGAGAGAUUCCUGAUAUUGAUGUCUCUGCUUCUGAUUUGUCAUAUUCAUCACUAGAGGAUAUUGAUCUCAGUAAUAACAGUUUUAAUGGAAAGCUCCCAAGAUGGAUAGGGAAUGUACCGCAUUUGAAGAGAUUGGCUUUGUCCAACAAUCAUUUCGAAGGUUCUAUUCCAAUGGAAUUGUGCAACUUGUAUAAGCUUGAAUUUUUGGAGCUUUCUCAAAACAAUUUAUCUGGCUCUAUUCCUUCUUGUUUCAAUCCACCAUAUUUGAGACAUGUCCACGUGAAGAGAAACAGACUAAGUGGUCCAUUGACACUUGUUUUUAGUAGCUCUGCAUUAGUGACAUUAGAUCUUAGAGGGAACAAUUUGACCAGUAAUAUUCCAAAAAGGAUUGGCACAUUUUCUGCUUUAAGCGUCCUUCUUUUGAAAGAUAAUCAUUUAAACGGUGAAAUUCCAGUUCAAUUAUGCAAGUUGUAUUCAUUGAGCAUCAUAGAUCUUUCUGGAAAUAUGUUUUCUGGUCCUAUACCUUCUUGUUUGGGCAAUUUAACUCUGGCAAUGCAAGAGAAGAAGUCUCGCAUGGAUGAUUAUUUUUAUAUAGCAAAUCGAAUACAGCAUCUACUAGUACCAAUAGACAUUUGGUUUGAUUUAUCACAUGUUUUUCCUAGUAGCAGCAUGAAAGAAUGGAUAGAGUUUACAACAAAGAGUGUGUCCUACUCAUACGGUGGUGACAUUCUUAAGCACAUGUCUGGGAUUGAUUUAUCUUGUAACAGGUUAACUGGGCAAAUCCCAGUGGAACUGGGAAACCUGAGUGAAAUCCGUUCGUUAAACUUAUCACACAAUAACUUAGUCGGAGUUAUACCUUCAUCAUUUUCACAACUUAAGCAAAUUGAGAGUUUGGACCUUUCUUACAACAACUUGAGUGGGAGAAUCCCUAUACAGUUGGUUGAGUUGAACUUUCUAGAGGUUUUCAGUGUGGCACACAACAACUUGUCAGGUAGUACUUCAGAACCAAAAGCUCAGUUUGGGACCUUUGAUGAAAGCAGUUACGAGGGAAACCCUCUUCUUUGUGGGCCUCCACUGCAAAAUAACUGCUCUAAAACUGACUCACCAACAACAGUACCAACUACGGCAGAUGAUGAAGGAGAAGGUAGUUUCAUGGACACAUAUGUUUUUUGUGUGAGCUUUCUGGUUUCAUAUGUGAUUGUUUUAUUGGUAAUUUUUGUUGUUCUAUACAUAAAUCCAUAUUGGCGACAAGCAUGGUUUUCUUUCAUUGAGAGUUGCCAUCACAACUUUGUCGCUACUCAGUUGUAG